AUUUAUCCUCACUGCAUGGCUUGAAUCAUCCCCAGUCGCCGUCAUCAGUCCGCGGCCUGUACUGACUGCGCCAACUCCCUUACAUCCACCGUCCGUCACCAUGCCCAAGCUAGUCGCGCCGCCAGCGUCCCAACUCCCCAUCCGGAAUCUCCUCACCGCGAAAAGACCAUCCACAUCUCGCACAGCAGUACCCUGCCAGUUCUUCGUCUCCUCGCCCGUCCGGCCCCUCGCGCACCCGCAACACGGCAUCCUCCACGAGCCUGAACACUGGCAGGCUCCCCCGCUGCGCUUCUCGCCGUCGGGGCGCAACCGGAGCAUUUCCGAUGAGCUGGAGGGGAAGGGCUCGAACGGGGAGCGCAAGCCGCCUGAUGAGCGGGUCUUGAAGUUGGGGAAGACCCUUCGAACCCUCUCCCCCCUCCUUCCCACCCUCCUCUUCAACCCUCUUCCAACAGAAAUUCUCUCGCCACACGUCACCCUCCACCUGUUUCCAUCCACCCACCCGCACCUCCCAACAGUCAAAGGACGGACCCUCUACCGCGCCGCGCUGUGGACCGUCCCAGUAGCAUGGAGCGCCCUCCCAUUAGUCGGGAACGUCAAACUGCAGAUACUAAGCGAGCGCAUAGUGCGCGCAGGGACAGUCCUCGACCCCGAAGGAUCCAGCGACAACAACGACAUCGGCGACGAGCGUCUAGUCGUGCGCUGGAAGACGGAACCGCGGAAUGAAGACCACCAGUCGUCCUCUUCCUCCGGUGACGCCGGCCAAUCCCGCGUGGCGUCCUCGUCCUCUAAACCGGGGAUCAACCGAAACCUAAGCGUUCUUCUAGGCGGCGACGCGCCGAUCUUCAAACUCUCCAAGGAGGAGCAAUUCACAGGACUGUUCAUCUUCUCGUUUGACGAAGAGGGCCGCAUCGCGUCUCAUACGAUCGAGCAUGCCGAUGAUGCGAGGGGAUGGGAGCGCACUGCGAAGUUCGUUACAUUGACAGACUGGUUGAUUGGGAAAGCGAGGGGCUCGUUGGAUCCCGCUCCCGCCCCGGGUCUGGCUAUGCAGGGGUGCGAGGAGUCCGAGGGGUUAGCUUGGGGGCUGGGGAGGGAGGAUCUGUAUCAUCGUCGAUGACUACGUAGUAGUUGUGCUGUCGUGUUUCGCUGACACUGUCUUUGCUGUACUAUGGGAUAUGUGUAGUAUUUACUGGGGGUGGAUGGGCUGGGCUCUUCUCUUCUCUUUCCAUGGACUAGGCAUGUUACUGCUCUAGUUCGUAUUGUGGCCAGCUCUGCUAGGUUUAUGGUGUCUAUGUACGUUAUACCCAUGAGGGGUGUUCUUUUUAUGAUUAUUCUUUUUUUUCGGCGUUUACUAUUGUCUGACUCCAAUGUAUCAAAUGUAUCGAAUGUAUCGAUAGAGUUUUUUUUUUUUCUCAACUAUGUACAACCCCGUCGCUGACCAGCAGCGCGGGGCUUCA
Molecule: messenger RNA, 1454 nt
Organism: Aspergillus candidus
Lineage: Eukaryota; Fungi; Ascomycota; Eurotiomycetes; Eurotiales; Aspergillaceae
Exons: 2
Coding region: 101-1114 (337 amino acids)
Source: RefSeq, a predicted model, not a curated record